AUGUCAUCAAAUUUGUAUUCAUUUUCAUCAACGACAUUAUCUGAAUUAAAGAAAUUUAGAUUCGAAAGCGCCAGGGUGAAUAAACCACAGGCAUUGAUCUAUGCUAUAGAUAAAGAUUCCAAUGAGAUUAAACAACAAGAAGUUGACGACCCAAUAGAUUCAAUAGAGGGAUUGGUUGAAGAAUUACCCGAUAAUAAUCCACGAUAUAUAUUAUUGUCCUAUCCAACCAAGACCAAAGAUGGUAGAAUACAGUCACCGUUGGUUAUGUUAUAUUGGAUCCCACCAACGUCUAACCAAGCUAAUAGAAUGUUAUAUGCUGGAGCAGUUGAACAAUUUAGAGAUAAAGCUGGAGUAUCAAAGUUGAUUAAAGUUGAAGAUGAAGAUGAUUUUGAAGAUAUCGAAGAGCAGAUUGUCGGUAGUUAA
Molecule: messenger RNA, 423 nt
Organism: Lodderomyces orthopsilosis Co 90-125
Lineage: Eukaryota; Fungi; Ascomycota; Pichiomycetes; Serinales; Debaryomycetaceae
Exons: 4
Coding region: 1-423 (140 amino acids)
Biological process (GO): negative regulation of Arp2/3 complex-mediated actin nucleation; actin filament debranching
Cellular component (GO): actin cortical patch
Molecular function (GO): Arp2/3 complex binding; actin binding
Source: RefSeq, a predicted model, not a curated record